AUGACCGUGCUCCGCGCCCUGAUGCAGCCUGUCGACGGCGGCGCGCUGCCCGCCUCGCUGCCCGCCCAGCACGCGCAGUACCCGCUCCCCCCUCCGCCGCCGCGGCAGCAGCCGCAGCCGCCCCCGCCGCCUCCACGCGCGCCGCAGCAGCAGCACGCCCUGCGGCGCGGCGGCGAGGAGCAUCAGCUGGCCUACGGGCCCGCGGCCGGCGCCGCUGCAUGGGCGCGCGGCGCGGCGCCCGCCGCCGCCGCCGCCCCUUUCCACGCGCCUCUGGCAGGCGCGGCGCCCCUCCUCUACGCCACGUCGAUCCUUCCCCCUGACGCUGCCGCCGCCGCCGCGGCGGCGGCGGCGGCGGCGCCUGCUGCCAUGUACGCGCCGGCGGUCGCCGCGCAGGCGCAGCAGUGCGGCGCGGGCGGCGCGUUUGCGCUCGUGGUGCCGCACCACGACCAGCAGCAGCUGCCCACCGUUUUCGGCGCCGCCACUGCCGCCGCCGCGAUCGCGGCGUCGGUCGCGCCGCCGGCGGCCCCGCCGCAGCCUCAGGCGAUGGCCGCCGGCCUGUUUGCUGCCGGCGGCGGCUGGGACGGCGCGCAGCUGGCGGGGCCGCCCCUGCUGCUUCCGCUCGCGCACGUUGGCGGCGGCGCACCGGCCGUCAGCGCGGGCGCGGCGGGGCCGCUCAUGUUUGUAUCUGAUGACAGCUGGGGGUCUGGCAGCCCGGGGGGCACCUACUACAUAACUUCCUCGGCCCUUCACCAAGUCCCAUGA
Messenger RNA from Monoraphidium neglectum, 762 nucleotides. RefSeq lists its product as hypothetical. The record is from RefSeq and is a predicted model, not a curated record. The coding region runs from base 1 to 762 and encodes 253 amino acids. The transcript has a single exon. Lineage: Eukaryota; Viridiplantae; Chlorophyta; Chlorophyceae; Sphaeropleales; Selenastraceae.